This is a messenger RNA of Leptinotarsa decemlineata (Colorado potato beetle), 1764 nucleotides long. RefSeq names its product pantothenate kinase 3 fbl (gene fbl). Gene Ontology annotation, biological process: coenzyme A biosynthetic process. The record is from RefSeq and is a predicted model, not a curated record. Lineage: Eukaryota; Metazoa; Arthropoda; Insecta; Coleoptera; Chrysomelidae. Gene Ontology annotation, molecular function: pantothenate kinase activity; ATP binding. Gene Ontology annotation, cellular component: nucleus; cytosol.
GGUAUAGGUACCUAACCCAUCAAUUAAUUGGCGUUUUUGAGUACGCGUGUAAACCAUAAUAAUCAUUAAAAUAUUUGUUUAAAUAGCUGAUUACUAAGGUCGAAGUUCAUUAUUGUUCUAAAACGAAUGUUACAAAACACGUGAACCUUUUAAGGCAUUCAUUUCAGUUGCGAUAUUUCUUAUAUUGUUGAUAGGAAGGCAACAAUCUCGAAAUGUACAGAGUCGUUAAAAUCGAUGGCCCCUCACAGCUGUAAGGGUUGUCUGAGAGAUAUUAUAGCAGCCAGGAUGUCGAGGGAAAGCAAGGAAAUAGCUAUGGAUGUUAACGGGGAAAAUCAAAACGGUGCCUAUAGUCCAUCGAUGCCUUGGUUUGGUAUGGAUAUCGGUGGAUCUCUGUGCAAACUGGUUUAUUNAAAUCCCUUUAAAAAUUAAAACCCAACAUUUGAAACAUCAAUUUGAAUACUUUUCGAAAUACGUCGUGUUCUUAGUCUAGAGAAACUACUUCUUUUAACAUUCCAUCGUUUUUAAAAUCGUCUGUAAUAUUGGUUACAGAUGGAUAAAAUCGAAAUACGGGGAAUAUUGGGCACUCUACAUUUCAUUAGAUUUCCGACAAGCGAGAUGAAGAACUUUUUAGCACUGGCGAAGUACAAGGGCAUGGCGAGGCUUGUGAAUAUCGUCUGCGCUACGGGAGGGGGCGCUUACAAAUUCGAGGAGGAUUUCAGGAGAGAGGUAAAUAUGCAACUGGCGAAAUUUGAUGAGUUUGAAUCUAUGAUAACUGGUCUUCAUUACAUCGACCGAAACAACCUCACAGAAUGUUACUAUUGGGCUAACCCGACAGACGAAAGUAAAUGUGCCAAAAUGAAAUACGAUUUUUCCAGCCCGUAUCCAUUCCUGAUUGUGAACAUUGGUUCUGGUGUUAGCAUAUUGGCCGUGCAUUCCGAAACUAAUUAUCAGAGAAUUUCUGGCACUAGUAUAGGGGGAGGUACAUUCCUCGGCCUUUGCUGUCUGUUAACGGGAUGCAAUAGCUUCGAAGAAGCUAUAGAAUUGGCAGCUGAAGGCGACAAUACGAAUGUCGAUAAACUAGUUAAGGAUAUAUACGGCGGGGACUACGCCAGGUUCGGUCUUCCCGGAGAUUUAGUAGCCAGCAGCUUUGGACAGAUGAAUUCGGAAGAGAGACGCAACAAAGUCAGCAAGCAGGAUCUAGCAAGAGCGACGCUGGUCACCAUCACCAACAACAUAGGUUCCAUAGCGAGGAUGUGCGCCAAGCAGGAAAGGAUCGAUAGGGUGGUAUUCAUUGGCAAUUUUCUGAGGGUCAAUCCAAUAGCAAUGAAACUUCUCGCGUACGCCAUGGACUACUGGUCAGACGGGACGAUGAAGGCGUUGUUUUUGGAGCACGAAGGCUAUUUCGGAGCUGUAGGAUGUUUGCUUCAGUUUCACGAAGAUCUCAAGAGAUGAAAGUUGCUCCUUCACGUCUGCCUUUGAUGUUGUUUUGCCGAACAUUCCGAAAAAUGAGGGGAUAUAUUUUGCACAGUUGAAGAAAAGCACCUUUUGAAAUAUUAGUCGCAGAUUUUUGUACUAAAACGUAUUUUAGUUUGUAGUCACGUUUAUUAUUUAUUGAAAUUUAUGUUUAUAUAGUGUAACAACAUAUUUAUACAUUUUUAUACACUUAAGAAGAAUGUUGGUUUUGAUGAAAGGUUGUCUUUCUCUGUUGGAUCGAAGAAAAUGUCUUAGUAUUUAUUAAACGGUGUUGGAUAUGUUUUUUUAAUG